This is a messenger RNA of Pundamilia nyererei, 1152 nucleotides long. RefSeq names its product P2Y purinoceptor 1-like. The transcript has a single exon. Gene Ontology annotation, biological process: G protein-coupled receptor signaling pathway. The record is from RefSeq and is a predicted model, not a curated record. NCBI's taxonomy places the organism in Eukaryota, Metazoa, Chordata, Actinopteri, Cichliformes, Cichlidae. Gene Ontology annotation, cellular component: membrane. The coding region runs from base 47 to 997 and encodes 316 amino acids. Gene Ontology annotation, molecular function: neuropeptide receptor activity.
CACUCAUCGAGGAGGAGGAAUUGUACCGACUGCUAUCAAGGACGCAAUGAACAACUCUUGCAUCAGCUUUGACUUUACAGGAAAAUUCCUGCCACCUGUCUACAUUUUAGUAUUCAUCACUGGCAUGGUGGCUAAUGGGCUGGGAUUGAGGUCAGUGCUGCAGAAAUGGGAGAAACUGGGGAAUGUCUCUGUUUUCGUUUUCAACCUUGGACUUGCAGACAUUUUGUAUUUGCUCACACUCCCUUUUCUGAUGGUGUACUACUUCAAGGGUGAUCAGUGGAUCUUUGGAGAAGCCUUUUGCAAGACAACAAGAUUCUUCUUCAACCUGAAUUUAUACGGCAGCAUUGGAUUCCUCACCUGUAUCAGUGUGUACAGGUACUUGGCUAUUGUCCAUCCAAUGAGGAUGAUGGGGAGAAUAACUGUGACUCAUUUUGUGUCUAUCUCAGUCAUGGUCUGGCUGCUGGUGAGUGUUCAAAGUCUUCCAGACAUGUUCUUCCCCAAAUCACCCAUAAAUAAUACUAAGAAGUGUUUUGAUACCACCUCUAACGAGUAUGUUAAAGAUUAUCUGAAAUACAGUUUGGGACGGACACUUACUGGUUUUUGCAUCCCCCUGUUCAUCACCCUCAGCUGCUAUGGACAUAUGAUUGCUGUUCUCUGCCACAAUGAUAACAUUGAUGAAGUACUGAAACAAAGAAGCUUAAAGUUGUUAUUCAUCUUGAUUCUUCUGUUCUCUGUUUGUUACAUCCCCUAUCAUAUAUUAAAAAAUCUCAACCUCUUGUCAAGACUAAGCGUAAUCAAGGGGACAUGUCAUAAAUGGUCUAAUGGAGUCUAUAUUUGUCAUCAGAUAAGCCGUGGCCUUGUGUGUCUGAACAGUGCGCUCAAUCCUCUAGUUUACCUGCAUGUAAGUGAAGAUGUUUGUUCUCAGCUCAGACAGCUACUUCAACAAGUUCGCCAAGCUGUCACUAGUCUGUACACCUCUAACCUCACGGAUACUUGAAAUGUGCCGAUGAACAUGAGGAGUACGCCUCAUCUGAGACUUUUGUAAGAAACACAAAAAUGUUGCUUUUUACUAAAAAGCAAAAAUAAUACUUGAAAAAACACUUGAAAGACGAGUUAUUGCAUUUGUGAUGCUUGAAUGUGUGAAGAACAAAC